This is a messenger RNA of Harpia harpyja (harpy eagle), 4889 nucleotides long. Its product is annotated as GDNF-inducible zinc finger protein 1-like. The record is from RefSeq and is a predicted model, not a curated record. The transcript has 6 exons. Bases 191 to 2389 code for a protein of 732 amino acids. Gene Ontology annotation, biological process: regulation of transcription by RNA polymerase II. Gene Ontology annotation, molecular function: RNA polymerase II cis-regulatory region sequence-specific DNA binding; DNA-binding transcription factor activity; protein binding. NCBI's taxonomy places the organism in Eukaryota, Metazoa, Chordata, Aves, Accipitriformes, Accipitridae.
UGUGUCCGAGGUGUGGGCGUCCUCUCCUUGUUACCCCUUCGCUUUUCUGGCCGGGGAGAGGUGUGCGUGUGGGCUGUAGCCCGUCCCCAGGCCCAUCUUCGGGCCGCUGUGGUGAGCAGGGGUGGCCGAGGAAGAAGCCUGCUGAGGAGGAGGAGGGCGGCUGGCCUUGCCGUGUGAGCUGUGGGGAGACAUGUGGCGAUGCCCCAUCCUCCUUCCGUGGAGGAGUCUCCUGGCCUGGUCUGGGCUUUUUGCAGAGAGAAGAAAGAUGGAAAGUAAUGCAGUUUUACUGGAAUCCAAGUCCUCUCCUAUCAACCUUCUGAAUGAAAUGCAUCAGCUGCGUCUCCUGGGCCACCUCUGUGACGUGACUGUCAGCGUGGAGUACCAAGGCGUCAGGGCCGAGUUUGUGGCUCACAAGGCUGUAUUGGCAGCAACAAGCAAAUUUUUCAAGGAGGUGUUCCUUAAUGAGAAGGGCAUGGAUGGCCCAAGGACCAACGUGUUCUUGAAUGAGGUCCAGGUUGCUGAUUUUGCUUCAUUUCUUGAGUUUGUCUAUACUGCUAAGGUAGAAGUGGAAGAAGACAGAGUGCAGCGUAUGCUAGAAAUAGCUGAAAAGCUGAAGUGCUUGGACCUCUCGGAAACUUGCUUUCAAUUAAAAAAGCAGAUGCUUGAAUCGGUGCUGUUGGAGUUGCAAAACUUCUCAGAAUCACAGAAUUCUGAGGAAGAGAGCACUACCCAGCCAAGCAUUUUGCUCGAGUCCAAAGCAGCUGCUGUGGCAGAAGCUGACCAGGCAGACUGUCUUCUGGAUCCUCCAGAUUCCCCAGUAGACAGGUCCAGCAAUGGAAUGUCUCCUGAGAUGCCGGCUACCAAGUCAAAAGAGAAAAUGGACAAAAAGAAGGAAAUUAUGAAGCCUCCUUAUGCCAAAAUCAGAAGGGCAAGUGGGAGACUGGCUGGGAGGAAAGUAUUUGUGGAAAUCCCGAAGAAGAAGUACACAAGGCGGCUGAGAGAGCAGCAGAAGAAUGCAGAGGUUGCUGUUGAAGAAAACAAAUGUCCUGAAGACCAGGAUAUGUGUGAUAUGGAGAGGGAGGAGGAGCAAGCAGAGAAGAACAUCAAACCUGAGAGCGAAGAAUGUGAUGGCAACUUUGAACUGGAAGAAAACCUGAAAAAAUCCGAAGAGGAUAAAAAGAAACGAGGCAGUAACUUCAAGUGCAGCACAUGCGAGAAGGAAUUUCUGUAUGAGAAAAGUUUUCUCAAGCACAUAAAGCACAGCCACGGCAUUGCAGCUGAAAUUGUUUAUCGGUGUGAAACCUGCAGUCAGACCUUUGCCAACCGGUGCAACCUAAAAAGCCAUCAGCGCCACGUCCACAGCAGCGAGCGCCACUUCCCUUGUGAGCUCUGCGGUAAGAAGUUCAAGAGGAAGAAGGACGUCAAGAGGCACAUUCUCCAGGUUCAUGAGGGUGGUGGGGAGCGUCAUCAGUGCCAACAGUGUGGAAAGGGGUUGAGCUCCAAAACUGCCUUGAGGCUCCAUGAAAGGACGCAUACAGGCGACAAGCCUUAUGGGUGCACAGAGUGUGAGGCUAAAUUUUCUCAGCCUUCUGCACUUAAAACACACAUGAGAAUCCAUACUGGUGAAAAACCUUUUGUCUGUGAUGAAUGUGGUGCCAGGUUCACUCAGAAUCACAUGCUUAUAUAUCACAAACGAUGUCACACAGGGGAAAGGCCUUUUAUGUGCGAAACAUGCGGGAAGAGCUUUGCCUCUAAGGAGUACUUGAAACACCAUAACAGAAUCCAUACUGGAUCCAAACCAUUCAAAUGUGAAGUUUGCUUCAGAACGUUUGCACAGAGGAACUCGCUUUACCAGCAUAUAAAAGUUCACACAGGUGAACGACCCUAUUGCUGUGACCAGUGUGGUAAGCAGUUCACACAGCUGAAUGCGCUGCAGCGUCACCAUCGAAUACACACCGGGGAGAAGCCGUUCAUGUGCAAUGCCUGUGGGCGAACUUUCACUGACAAGUCCACCCUCCGACGGCACACUUCAAUACAUGAUAAAAACACACCCUGGAAGUCCUUCCUUGUCAUUGUUGAAGGAGCAUCUAAGAAUGAUGAAGGUCACAAAACAGAGCUUCCCGAUGAAGAAUAUGAUGUGUCACCUAAACUACCAGAGAAGCUGCUGUCUUUCUCUGAAAACAGCCACUAUCAAAACUUGACUGCUGUCCCAGGGAGUGUGACUGCACUGCAUGACAACGGUUCUGCCACAGGAACAGACUGUAAGUCAGAUGGGACUCCGGGACCCCAGGAAGCCCUUAUAGCUACCACUUUAAGUGAGCUGACAGUGCUGCAUACACAGACAGACUCUAUUCAGCCACAGCUUCAUGCUCUGGUGAAUAUGGAAUAAUUUGGUAUUUACAAAUCCAGUUUAAGCUGCACCCUUUGUAUAGUCCUUUGACUUUGCCAAUAACCUACUGAGGGAACUAGGGGAAGCUAUGACAAGGAAGCAGGGCUAGAUGUGAAACACAUGCACUGGGUUUCCAGAAUUUCCUCCAAAAAGUCAUGACCCACCUCCAACACAUACUGCUCCAUCUCCUGAAGGUAGCGCAGAGUAACACCACACCAGAGUGGUGGUAGAGGAGGCAGAGGUCCCAGGAAGUUUAUUCCCUACGAAUAAAAGGGUGUAGUUCAGCUUGUUUGCUCUAGCUGGCCUGCAGUAAAAGUAAGUACCUACAUUCAGAUAGGUUAUAAAGAAAGUGCGAGUUUGAUUUCCAGUUGAUUUGAUGACACAUGUACAAUCAAGAGAAAUGAUGUUGUGUUUCUCAGCCUAGUAGCUUAGUGAAAUUAAUUGCAUUUUUCCUAGUGGAAAUUCAUACAUAAAAUAAGUUUUACUAAAUUGCUUUUCAGGAAAUGUUGGUUUAUCUCUGCUUUUGCCAAAGAUCCAAGCAGUGAGCCAGCUCACUCCUUGGGAAUAUGAGUGGGAGCAAGCUUUGGAAAGAUCUGGUUUCAUUCCAGGAGUUUGGAUUCUCUAGUAGCAAAAUGGGCAAGUGGGAGCCAAGUGCUGCAUCUGUACAGGUGGUGGCAUUAUUCUUACAUUUCAGUGAAACCUGGUGCAGUUUGACACUUGCGUUCAGUCAGUCUUCAUCUUCUAACUGCUCCAGCUUACAUAGAACUUGGCACUUAAGAGACCAAAACAUCUCUUGUAAAAGCGUCUAUGAAAAGUAGUAUUUAUUUCAGCUAUGCUGGAAAAGCUAGUGUAAAGAGACAGCUUACUGGCAUUUUGCUGUUAACUUGCAUCUAAGCCAUUUUCUGCUGGUUCAGAUAGGUCAACAAUGCUCUUUUCUCCACCAUCACUUAAACACUGCUGUUGCUCAGAACGGCAGACCUACUUUUAAAUUAAGUAAUACUCCAGUGGGAAAAGUUUACGACUGGUUUGCUGUCGAGUUGCUACAGCUAAUUCCACCAGUGCAAGAGUCUCCAGAGGUAAAUUCAGUUACAAACGGGAGGCAGUCAGGGUUCAUAUGACUAAUGGCAUAAAACGAUGCAAAUAAGUGAAAAAUGUACUGGACUAUUCAAGGGGUUUAGGCCUUUAUUUCCCAGAUUGUGAAUACUUUGUAAGACUGAUGUUGGAAUCUGAAUGGCAGUUUUAGGCUACUGUCUGUUUAACUGUCCCUCCCCAGUGAGGUGUUCAGAGGCAGGCCUUAGGAAUGUAAGUGAUGAAUAAACUUAAAAGUUCAAAGGCUUACUAGCAUCUGCUGCUAAAUUUUAGUAAAUAACCCUGGCAAUGUGCCUUUUUUUGCUUGUUUUAAAUAAGGAAAUGUGACAAAGUAAGCACAGGGACUAAGGGUCCCAAGUAUGACUUCUGUUCAGCCCAUGCUCCAAAACUGCAAUUUCACACAGCCUCCUCCAAUGCUGGCUGGGUUUGGAUCCCGGUGCCACCAAUCACUAUGAGAAUCAUGCUUCUAUUUGGGCAUUUCUUACCAAGACAGACAGAUCUUCCCUUAAUAUCUCCCCCCUUUCCCCAGGGAGUACACCUUCUUGUUCUCCUCAGUUGUGCCCAGUAGCUGGGAAAGCUGUUGCACGGGGAAACCUGAGAGUUUCUGUCCAGGGUAAGCAUUUCGUGUUUCCUUUGCCAAGACCAAAGCUGGGCUGGAACGAGGAGGUUACUUUGGUUGCCUUCAGUUUAACAUCACUGGAGUACCCGGGAGGAUUUGGGGUAUUUAUUUUUCCCUGUGGAGGGAAGGAACCUUUGAAAUAGUUGGCACUGGCAAAGAAACAUCUGACUGGGAUGACUCUUGGUUUUGGGAGCAGCAGUGAAUGAAUCAAAUCAACAGCAGCUUGCUGGUAUGGUUAAUGCUUCAAACUCAGGACUGGAUUCCCAGUGCCACCAUGUGAAAAUCUAGAGCUUCUCAAAUUCAUUUUUCUGUUUCUCCUUAUUUUACUAUUAAUGUAGUAUUUCCACAGAAACUUUCUCAGCUGAAACUGUGAGAAAAACUUUCUGAAAGAUUGCAUUAAUGUAAAGGUAAGCACAAUCAAGCCUUGUUAGGGCCCGUUCUAAGGCUUAGGGGUUGGCAAAGCAAUAAAGAUACCCAAACUGUGGCACAGAGCUAUUUUUGAACCUUAAAGGGAUGUCUGAUGUGUCACCAUGGAAUCAUAACUUAAUCUAUAGAAAGGGAAUUUUUUUUAAAAGAGAACACUUCCAAGAGCUUAUAUUUGAAAUAUUUAUUCAAUCAAGCACGAUGUUCCUGUUGAAGCUCAGUCAUUCCCAACAAUCAGUGUAAAGAGUUUGUAGAUAUAUUUAAAAUCUGAGCAUUAGUACCUGUAGCCAGGGAAACUUUUGUACUCCAUGAAUGUACGGAAGUGAGUUACUCGUAUGAGCUGUUCUUAUUAAAAUAUUGAAAUCUUAA